UCUAUUUCUCACUCUCGUCUUCGAGGUUCUCAUCGAAGUCGUAAAAGCUUGUAGGGUUUCAAAAGAUGGACAACAUGCACACCUUCUGGCAAUUGGGUGAUGAGCUUCGUGGAUACUCAAAAGCAGCAGAGGAUCACAAAUGGUUAAUGGUUGCUUCAAAAUUGGCUGAGCAGAGACCAAAGGGGGAGCGUGUCAAUAACCUUGAUCUUUCAAAGGGCCCCAUUGAGACAAGGUCAAGGGAUAAAUUUGGUUUCCAGGAAGAUAACAAAUUUGACACUCUUAACUUCAGCAUGUUAAACCUGGACACUAAGAUUACUGAAAAUGUUAGCAAAAGCUCGCUCCGAAAUGGUGUUUACAAUAUGAAUGCAGUGUAUCAAAAAAGCAACGGAAAUUUGGUGGGUAACAUGAACAGUAACAAGUAUAGUGGUAAUAUUCAACAAAAUAAAGAGUCCAACAACAGCAACAACAAUGAAACCAACAACACUAAUGCAGCUGACAAAAGGUUUAAGACCUUGCCUGCAGCAGAGACACUCCCGCGUAAUGAGGUGCUUGGAGGAUACAUCUUUGUCUGUAACAAUGACACAAUGCAGGAAGACUUGAAACGUCAGCUAUUUGGUUUGCCUCCAAGGUACCGAGAUUCUGUUCGGGCAAUAACACCAGGGUUACCUCUAUUUUUGUAUAACUAUACCACUCAUCAGCUGCAUGGCAUUUUUGAGGCAGCAAGUUUUGGGGGCUCUAACAUAGACCCAACUGCAUGGGAGGAUAAAAAAUGCAAAGGCGAGUCAAGGUUUCCAGCUCAGGUAAGAAUUCGUGUCAGGAACCUUUGCAAGGCACUGGAAGAAGAUGCAUUCAGGCCAGUAUUGCAUCAUUAUGAUGGUCCAAAGUUUCGUCUUGAGCUGUCAGUUCCAGAGACCCUGGAUCUGUUGGACCUAUGUGAACAAGCUGGUUCUGCAGCAUAAGCAAAUAACGGAAUAUGCAAAAUAGUUGGUUAGGUUUUGGUGUGCCAGCUGUGUGCUUUUAGUAGAUUUUCCAUGAAGCGUAAGCUUGGAAAGUAGUUUGUUUGGUGUAUGAUCUUGAGGGAAGUAGGGGUGUUGAGAGUUUGAGGCCCUACUAAAUAAUUAUUGUGGUGUUCCCCGAAUAUGCUUUGUAGCUGUUGCAUGAAUUUAAUACCAUUGUAUGAUUAAGAGUACAUACUUGCUACGGCAUCAUAGAGAGGACUGUUUGUACUGGUAAAGUAUCAUGUAGUUCUGUUAAACCAAAAAGGAAAAGGAAAAAUUGCACAACCUUUGUGGAUUUUUG
Messenger RNA from Gastrolobium bilobum, 1299 nucleotides. RefSeq names its product B2 protein-like. NCBI's taxonomy places the organism in Eukaryota, Viridiplantae, Streptophyta, Magnoliopsida, Fabales, Fabaceae. The transcript has 6 exons. The coding region runs from base 66 to 959 and encodes 297 amino acids. The record is from RefSeq and is a predicted model, not a curated record. Gene Ontology annotation, biological process: response to endoplasmic reticulum stress.